Molecule: messenger RNA, 1930 nt
Organism: Eurytemora carolleeae
Lineage: Eukaryota; Metazoa; Arthropoda; Copepoda; Calanoida; Temoridae
Product: cyclic nucleotide-gated cation channel beta-3
Exons: 22
Coding region: 258-1808 (516 amino acids)
Biological process (GO): monoatomic cation transmembrane transport
Cellular component (GO): intracellular cyclic nucleotide activated cation channel complex; plasma membrane
Molecular function (GO): cGMP binding; protein-containing complex binding; intracellularly cGMP-activated cation channel activity
Source: RefSeq, a predicted model, not a curated record
UAAAGUUGGCUGGGCAGGCAGCAGAUAUUAAACAAAAAUUUCAACUUCGAAGAAAGAAAUGGAGAGAUAAACUUCUCCAGCCACCUACUCCAACCUCAGGUGAACUGAAAAGAUUAGAUGAAGAAGUGAAGGAAAAUUUAUCAACAAAACUUCUAAUCCAGGAUGAUUUUACCGAAGCUGAUCCUCUUCAAGAUUUGACAGGGUGGGAGAAAAUACUGAAAACUAUUCUACCAAAUAGUUUUCACCCACAGUCCCAGAUGAUUACUGUAUGGUAUUGCAUAUUGAUGAUGGCCCUUCUAUACAACGCCUGGACUAUCCCACUCAGAACAAGUUUUACUCUAUAUCAGACUCCUGAGAACACAAUAUACUGGAUGAUAGGGGAUUAUAUAAGUGAUUUCUUCUAUUGGUCAGAUAUUCUACUAAUCAAGCCUCGUAUGAUGUAUCUGAAUGAACAUGGAAUUUACGAAUCUCAGCGAAGAAAUAUGUUUAUCAAUUAUAUCAAGAAGGGAGAUUUUAAAACUGAUUUAGCUUCAUCACUUCCCUUUGAUGUUUUCUAUAUAUUCACAGGAGUCAGAGGAACCACGUCACUUCUCAGGCUGAAUAGAAUUUUGAAAAAUUAUACUUUUACCCGAGCAUUUGAUAGAUUGGACGCCGCCAGCCCUCAUCCAACAGUAGUUCGGCUUGUCAGAACUGUGAAUAUUAUGCUGUAUUUAAUUCAUCUGAACGCAUGCGCAUUCUACGCAUUCUCAGCCUGGGAAGGACUAGGCAGCAAUAAGUUUGUUUAUAGUGGGGUCGGUAGUGCAUACAUCAGAUGUUUCUAUUUUGCUGUAAAAACUGCAAUGUCUAUUGGGAAGAACCCUAAGCCCCUGGUGGACAACCCUUACGAGAUCUUGUUCAUGGCGGUCAGCUGGCUCAUGGGCAUAUUCGUCUUCGCUGUCCUCAUUGGUAACGUCAAGGACAUAAUUGCCCAAUCUACAAGAAAUCAAGAUGAAUAUAUGAAGAUAUUUGAUGCUAUAAGUCAGUAUAUGUUUAGGAUGCACUUGCCAGAGGAAACAAUGAACCGUGUAAAGACUUGGUGCCAGUUUACGUGGAACUCACAGAAAAGUUUUGAUGAGCGCGCCAUUCUGCAAUAUUUACCCGGGAAAAUGAUGACCGAUGUUGCGUUGAACAUUCAUUUUAAAACAAUUAGCGGUGUGAAACUGUUCCAUGGUUGUAACCCUGGUCUGCUUAAGAUGAUAGUGUGUCGUCUGAAACCUAUAAUAUUUCUACCCGGGGAUUAUAUUUGUAGAAAAGGAGAUGUUGGGAUGGAAAUGUUCAUAGUUUCUAGCGGUGCAGUACAGGUGGUUGGAGGUCCUAAUGAUAGUAUUGUAUUUGUGACCCUGGGGCCUGGAGUUUGUUUUGGAGAAAUAGCUUUGCUUGGAUCAGGAGGCAUGAAUAGACGGACUGCUAGUAUUAGGGCUCAUGGAUUCACAACCCUCUUUGUUCUGUUUAAAUGGGAUUUACAAUCAGCGAUGAAGGAUUACCCAGAAGAUCAGAAUUUGUUGGCCAGAAAAGCUGCCCAAGCUAAAAAGGAAGCAGAUGCUAAACAAGCUGCUUCUAAACCUAAAAUUUCGCAAUCUGAAGAGAUUGUAUUUCCUACAAGGAGAGAGCCUCAGCUGAUUAAAACUGUUAUUCAACUUCUUCCAGAAUCCCACCCUCUAGCAGACAAGAAUAGAGGAAAUCAAGACGCAACUGAUGACACUAAGAAUAAAGAAGAAGGAAGAGAAAUUAUCCAAGUUGAAACAAUCACUACUUCAUUGAAUUUUUAAUUCAGAUUUUUUUUUCAAAUUUUUUUUUGUGUGUGAAAUGAUUGAAUUAUUAAUAUCUACUAUAAUCCUAAUAAUUUAUUUGUAUUUUCCUGUUUACAUGAAUAUUUAAUAAUCUUACUUUA